AAAAUAAAAUAAAAUAAAAUUACGUUCUCUUUACAAACAAUGGCUAUUAGCAAAUUACGACGAAAAAUCAUUCAAGAUUUCUUAAAAGAAAGACAGCAGUCAGAGUCUCACUGGGAGUGUUGCAAUACUGAUUUCUCCUCACUCAGCGAUAUAGGACGUCAUGUCCACCGAGAUCAUGUCACUGACCUGGACAAUGCCGAAACCCUUCAACUAGAGACGCUGCGAGCUAUGGAACUGUACCGACACAACCUAUCCAAACUUAGGCAAAGACGAGGCGAAAAAGGCUCUUCGGAUCCAAUUUCUGUGGAUUGUCAAUGUCCAAUAGAUACGCACAAGGUGAUUUUAUUUUAUCGCUAUACAGAUAUCCUUGAUCCAGUGCAAUUUUCCAUAGACCAUCAAUUGUAUUGUAAAAAUAUGACGGGUAAAGUCCGUAUUGCAUCCGAAGGUAUUAAUGCGACUCUAGCCGGUACAAAUGAAGAGAUUGAUCUCUACCUGGACUGGUUAACCACGACACAGCCCUUCAGGGACCUCACCUUACCUCCGUCUUCAUUAUCCGACCCUACCACAGCACGUUAUCAAUUUUUUAAGCCUUCAGCGGGGUGUAAGCAUGUCUUUGGCGAACUCUCCAUCAAAUUUGCGGAUGAAAUCUGUCCGUUAGGACAAACCUCGGUAGUCCUGCAAAAACUCUCGUUACCAAACCAUCGAGAAGGUAAAUUAGCACCACCAGAUUUUCAUGCCAUGUUGACACAAGAGAAAAACGACUUUUUGUUAUUGGACACACGGAAUUAUUAUGAGAGCAAGAUUGGAAAAUUUCGAGGUGCAGUGACACCGGCCAUUCGAAAAUUCAGUCAAUUUCCAGAUUAUAUUCAACGUAAUGAAGAUACGAUUCGUGAAAAGAAAAAGGUGUUGACGUAUUGUACGGGAGGAAUCCGAUGUGAAAAGGCUACGGCUUUUAUGCGUCAGGCUUUACCGGAUACCGAGAUUUUCAUGUUGGAUGGUGGGAUACAUAAUUAUAUGGAAUGGUGUAAAACGGCCAAUGUAGAAAAUCCUGUGUGGGAAGGCAAAAAUUAUGUGUUUGAUGCUAGACAAUCAUUGGGCUUGGAAAAGACGGAGGUCAUUAGUCAAUGUCAAGUCUGUGCUGCUCCUUGGGAUCAAUAUACAAAAUGUAGUACACCCGCUUGUCAUCUCUUGAUCUUGAUGUGUGAUCAUUGUAUUAUUCCCAACCCCGUAUGCUGUAUCACCUGUGAUCAAGAUCAAGUUUGUCAAUGUGAACAACAACGUCGUAAAGAAGAACUCCAAUUAAUUUCUUAAAGAAAAAAAUAUACCAAUUUUUUUAUUUUUUUAUAUAAUAGUUUAGAGAGAGAGAGAGAGAAAAAUACAUUUGUGUAAAAAAAGGUUAAAGGGUGUGUGUUUG
Mucor mucedo is the source of this 1414-nucleotide messenger RNA. RefSeq names its product Rhodanese-like domain-containing protein. The transcript is spliced from 2 exons. Lineage: Eukaryota; Fungi; Mucoromycota; Mucoromycetes; Mucorales; Mucoraceae. The record is from RefSeq and is a predicted model, not a curated record. Bases 40 to 1311 code for a protein of 423 amino acids.